UAAUGUGUGUGUAUAACUUCAUAUCGAACGAAGUAGCAGCGAAAAAUGCGAAAGCAAAAUCUGAAUUUAUUGAAAGGAUAAAGUCUAGACCGUCUUGCAAAUUAAACUGAAAAAAUAUUAUUAACCGUACAUCUUCCUGAACUUUUCUGGCAAAAUUUGUUGUAAAAGUUUUAGUAAAAUCGCAGUCAAAAUUUUACAGUUGUAAUAAAAAAGUUUCAAUAAAUCCGAAGCAAAAGCAAAAUAAGUGAGAAGUGAACGUGAAAAGUAGAAAAUUGCCAACAACCCAGGGUAUAAAAAGUGAAAAUAUAGAUCUCGGGAUUUUCUUUAUAUAGCACAGAAUUACCAGCAAAAAAUAUGGGUAAUGAAACUUCUUUGCCCAUGGAGAUGUGCUCCAACUUUGAUGCCGAUGAGAUACGACGGCUAGGCAAACGUUUUCGCAAACUCGAUUUGGAUAAUUCGGGUGCAUUGAGUGUUGAUGAAUUUAUGUCAUUGCCAGAAUUGCAACAGAAUCCAUUGGUGCAACGUGUCAUCGACAUCUUUGAUGCGGAUGGUAAUGGAGAAGUCGAUUUCAAAGAGUUCAUUCAGGGUGUCUCACAGUUUAGUGUGAAAGGUGACAAACUGUCAAAGUUACGCUUCGCCUUCCGCAUUUACGAUAUGGAUAACGAUGGUUACAUAUCGAAUGGUGAACUGUUUCAGGUGUUGAAAAUGAUGGUGGGCAAUAACCUGAAAGAUACACAAUUGCAACAGAUUGUUGAUAAGACGAUUUGCUUCGCCGAUAAAGACGAAGAUGGGAAAAUCUCGUUUGAUGAGUUUUGCUCGGUUGUUGGUAAUACAGAUAUUCACAAAAAAAUGGUUGUUGAUGUUUAAAGACCACACUAAUGCUACAAUUUAAUAUAUUUUAUAAAGAUGCAAUUAAUUUUUUGCAAUUUUUAAACUGUUUUUACGAAUUAAUUUUUUCAAUCUCGAAAUAAUUGUAUACAUUUUUUUUUUAUUCUUAAAAGUAUUUUUAUAUUGUUUUGUUGAAAAUCGUUUUAAAGUUUCUAGAAGAAUAUUAUCGUGUUUAAAAAAAAAAAUGCUUUCUACAGAUAUUAUGAUAAGCUUGAUGAACAUAAUAACAUAGAGUGUAACUUUAAUUUAAAACAGUACCAACACAAAAGAACAAAUGAAUGCGUUACAUAUUUCACAAAAUAUUAAAUACGAAGAGAAAAAUCCAAUAAGCUGAGCAUAAUGACUUGUUGAGCUCUCAUCAGAAGACGCUGUCAAAAUUCAAAAAUUAAUAAGUCAGUAAAAGGAACAUAGCUCAUGCGAAAGUAUAAAAUUGUAAACGUUAAUAAUUUAAUAUAAAUCAAAUCAUCAUUGUCUUGUAACGAGUUUAAUAAGUUGAACACAGAUAUAAAAAGUAACAGGGCUUUCAUCAAACGUGCAAUAUAUUGAUAAUUAAUUAACUGCAAAAAUUAAACGGAUGGCGUGAAUACUAAAACAGUUUUAAAUAUUAACUUAAACCAUGGACUUAUUUUAAGAUUGUAUAUAAACCUUUACUGCGAUUUACUCUGCAAUUGCAUAUGUUCUUGUUUUACACUGAAGCUAGUCAAAUACAGUUGUUUUUAUAAAAAAUAACUGAAUAAAUAAAAAUGCAUGCAAAAUCUUUUGAACCGAACCUCGAAACCCCGAAAACUCAAAAGGAUCGCAACUGCUCCUUAAAAAUUUUAAAUAGUCAAAAAAGUCUCAAAAGAACUUAACCGAUUUCCGAGUUUCCUCUAUGGUUAUUAAAUAGAAUGUAAAUAAAACAAGGCAAAUUAGGGGUAAUGAAAUGAAACUGGAACUAAUGUAUCGGAAAGCAACUGGAAAUCUGCUUUUGUUGUUAUUAGUAUAGAGCUGAUACCCAGUUUCACCAAUCAAUUUUAAACUUAUCGGACUGCUAAAGUUUAAAAUAGCAGAGUUUCGUAUUGAAAUUGUAAUAGUCUAUUGAAUUUUAAAAUUGAUUGGUAGAACCAGGCAUAAAAUUACAAUUUUUGGUUUUGGUUUUUCUUUUCAACUUUUCACUUUGUGCCAUGCAAUAAGUCGAGAAUUACCAAUCAAUUGCAAUAAUUUGUUUCGAACCUCGCACAGUAAAUAAAAACGAUGAAACGCAUUAUCAAUACAUAUAACUGAUAGAAAGUAAACCUGAAAAUAUUUUGUAUGUCAUUUAAGAAUGUUUUUCUUUUUUGGGAAAUGAACAAAUAAUUGCACGUCCUGAAUAGAACUCCAACAUCAAAAUAGUUAUAAUCUCCUUAAUAAGUCGUUUUGAAAACGCAAGUUAUCGUUAUUUUAACUCAACAAUUUCGGAAAUAAAAGGAUACAUUUUUUAUCAUCAUAAUUUCAAGCAAUCACAUUUGUUAACUAGUUUUUCCCUGAAAACGCAAUUAAAUGUGAAAGCGCAAAAAGUGGCUCUGUUAUGUAAUUAUUCAAAUCUGAAAAGAAAUUUACAGGCUUUUAAAUUUAUUUUCGUUUUGUAUUUGGAGAGUAUUAAAAGGAGAAAUUUUAUAUAAGAAAAGUGGAAACAAGUAGAGAAAACUGUAGAAAAGUUUCGCAUCAUGCGUUCAAAAUCGAAAGCAACACAAUCUUCUCUUGCAAUAUUAUUGUAUGAAUAUGAUAAAUAAAAAAAAUUAAGCAAAUAAAAAAAAUACUGAAUAUCUUUUUAGCUUUUGUUAAGUACUUUGUAGCGAAUAUAUAAUUAAUAUAAGCGCUGAGGUAGGUGGCAAUUUUCAUAACAAGAAUGUUAUUAAAAAAACGUGUAUGAAAUGUUAUUGUCAUAAUUUUUUUCUUAAUGCAAAUGGAAUUAGAUAAAGAUAUAAUAAAUUGUAGCAAAUAAACAAAUUUCUAAAACUAGCAAAAUUUCAACAAGUGUGAAACUUUUAAAAUCUGCAUGUUUUAAAUGUUAAAUUUGUAUUAUUUCUUAUUCAUUUUUGGUUAGUUUUCAUUUAACGAUUUCAUAUUUAGUAUAAAAAUGUAUAUGUUUAAAUUGGUAUUUGAUAUUCUUAUAAUUUUAUUAAAGGCCAUAAACUAAACUGAUUUUCUACUUACCCUAGAAUAUUAAGAAAAUUAAUAUAAUAUACACUUUGCUCUUCAAAACUAUAUUUGUAUUUCUGCCUUAACAUCAUGAAUCUGAAAAUCAAACAAUAAAAUUUCACACCAAUGUUAACGCUAAUUGAAAAUUUCAAGAGCGAGCAAUGGUUUAAAAAAUAUUAAAAAAUACAAAAAUGCAUACGUAUAUAAUAAAAACAGUUUAAAACUUAAUUAUGCACAUUGUAAAAGUACACAUGAUAAACUUUUUCUAAUGUACGUGGAAAAAGCACUUUAACUAUGAAUUAUUUAAAAAAUUAACUUAAUAAAAAAUAUUGAAUUGAGAAAUUAGAACUUAAGUAAAUUCAUCAAACCAA
Messenger RNA from Anastrepha ludens (Mexican fruit fly), 3419 nucleotides. Its product is annotated as calcineurin subunit B type 1. NCBI's taxonomy places the organism in Eukaryota, Metazoa, Arthropoda, Insecta, Diptera, Tephritidae. The transcript has 4 exons. The coding region runs from base 355 to 867 and encodes 170 amino acids. The record is from RefSeq and is a predicted model, not a curated record. Gene Ontology annotation, molecular function: calcium ion binding; calcium-dependent protein serine/threonine phosphatase regulator activity.